GGAAGAUUUCCCUCCCCGCUCACGCCGUGAACGAAGGUUCCUGCCAGGCAAGGGCAGAGCGAGCUAGGCGCGCUCGAUGGAUCUGGCUCGGCGGACGCACAUUGACGAGGCGCUGUCGAUUCCUCGGUUCCGGGAGCUAGGUUUUGGGCGAAUUGUGCUGGAUCGGUGAGCUCGUCCGUCUCCAUAUGUCCGGCUUCUCCUUCUUCGUGUUCGCGCUGUGCUUCUUAGUGAGAUUUCUCCGAGCUCUCUUCGCGAUCGACGUUGUAAAUUUAGCUCAUUCCUUCCUUGUGGACUGAGAAGAAAGGGCGAAGAAUUCUUUGAUGGGAAGCGCUUCUUCCAAGAGCAGCACCAGCACUUACUAUGCCGAGCCAUCGCCCAGAUCGUCGUCAAACGAGCCGUCGCCGAGAGGUCUUCCAAAGUCGCUGGAUAGGAGGUUCUCCAGCAAAUAUUCUCACAUUGGCGACCAAUUCGGCACGAUAGAGCAGGUCCAGGAGGCCCUACACAAAGCUGGCCUGGAAUCCUCCAAUCUUAUCGUGGGUAUUGAUUUCACGAAAAGCAACGAAUGGACAGGAAAGCGUACUUUCAACGGGAGGAGCUUGCAUGCUCUUGGAGACCACCAGAAUCCAUACGAGCAGGCGAUUUCCAUCAUUGGACGCACCCUCUCGAAGUUCGACGAGGACAAUUUGAUUCCAUGCUUUGGCUUUGGAGACGCCUCGACUCACGACGAGCACGUCUUUGGCUUCUAUCCGGAGCAAAGGCCGUGCCAAGGAUUUGAGGAAGCUCUCUCGCGAUACAGAGAGAUUGCGCCGAAUGUCCGCCUCGCAGGCCCAACAUCUUUCGCACCAAUCAUUGAAGCUGCAAUGGACAUUGUUGAGCAAAGUGGAGGCCAGUAUCAUGUCCUACUUAUCAUCGCCGAUGGCCAGGUAACCAGGAGUGUUGAUGUAGAAAAUGGAACACUGAGCCCUCAAGAGCAGAGUACAGUGGACGCGAUCGUUGCAGCCAGUAAUCUUCCAUUGUCUAUAGUUCUUGUUGGUGUUGGAGAUGGGCCAUGGGACAUGAUGCGACAGUUUGACGAUAACAUUCCUCAGCGAUUGUUUGACAACUUCCAAUUUGUGAACUUCUCGGAAAUUAUGUCCAAGGGUGCUCAGAGGGAAGCAUCCUUCGCGCUGCAGGCGCUAAUGGAAAUCCCGGCGCAGUACAGGGCGACAAUGGAGCUCGAAAUCCUGGGGCAAACAACAGGAAGCUACGCUGUGAAGAAGCCACUAUCACCCCCACAAUCGGUGUUGCGAGCUGACGCCGGGCGAUCGAACAGCUCGGCUUAUAGUCGCCCGCCAGCGGCACCACCAACACCGCCGCAAGCAGCAGCAAACUAUGAGCACCAGCUUUGUCCCAUUUGUUUGAGCGAGAGAAAGGACCUAGCUUUCGGCUGUGGCCACCAGACGUGUAGAGACUGUGGAAAAAGCUUGGCGAAUUGCCCGAUCUGUCGCCAGAGAAUCACAACACGAAUUCGUCUCUACUGACGAUCCCUCUCGCGCGAAAAGAAAAUUGUAAAUUUUUUUUAACAGUGUUUUCCGGUCGACCGUUAACGCUAAAGGUCGAAUAUCCCGCCUUUCAAAAA
Molecule: messenger RNA, 1618 nt
Organism: Selaginella moellendorffii
Lineage: Eukaryota; Viridiplantae; Streptophyta; Lycopodiopsida; Selaginellales; Selaginellaceae
Product: E3 ubiquitin-protein ligase RGLG2
Exons: 11
Coding region: 321-1520 (399 amino acids)
Source: RefSeq, a predicted model, not a curated record